GCCCACAAGGUCUCUACAGGAGGCUGGGCCUGCCAGGCCCACAGUGGUCCUGCACGGGGCCAUGCCCCCCUCCCUCUCUUUCUUCUGCCCAUCCCCACAAGGGCUAGCUGGGUCAGCUGCAGUCUCCAGAGAAAGUCGGGGCCCAAGGAAGAGGCAGGAGGAACACUCACACUUCCUCGGAGGAUAAGACUCUCGUCCCGUUAACCAUUACCCCAUCGCUUCCACGACUGCGUCUUCAAGGAGGCGGGACUUAAGGGGGACAGGUGGGAGGGUCAGCUGGUUGCGAUGGACCUUGUCCCUACUCUGAGGAUUGGGUUGCUGAUCCAACCAUGGAAGCAGCUACAGAUCUUCAGGACACAGCCUCGUUAAUUCUGAAGUUCAAGUUCAACCCAAAGCUGGGCGUUGACAAUCCGGUCCUCUCCCUGGCUGAAGACAACUCCUCUGAUUCUCUGAGCUCGCACCGGCCUCGCUUCUGUUUGCUGAGCAAAGAGGAGGGCAGAAGUUUUGGCUUCCACCUGCGGCAGGAGCUGGGCAGGACCAGGCACGUGGUGUGCAGGGUGGAGCCAGGCACCACAGCCCAGCGCCAGGGUCUCCAGGAAGGGGACCAGAUCCUGGGUGUGAACAGCAAGGUCGUGGAGCAUGAGGACUAUGUGACGGUGGUGCGUCACAUCCGGGCCAGCGGCCCUCGGGUGCUGCUGACCGUUUUGGCGCGGCACGUGCACGAUAUGGCCCGAGCGCAAGUGGGGAGCGGGGCCCGCCUCUGCCCUAGCCUAGGCCCUGAGGUCCGGCCCCGGCUGUGCCACAUAGUGAAAGAUGACGGUGGCUUUGGCUUCAGUGUCACCCACGGAAACCAGGGUCAUUUCUGGUUGGUGCUAAGUGCUGAAGGGGCGGCUGAGCGUGCAGGGGUGCCCCCUGGGGCCCGACUGCUAGAAGUGAAUGGAGUCGGUGUGGACAAGUUCACUCAUAACCAACUCAGUAAGAAGCUUCACCAGAGUGGAAAGCAGGUGACCCUGCUGGUGGCAGGGCCAGAGGUGGAGGAACGGUGUCACCAGCUGGGAAUGCCCCUGGCUGCACCCCUGGCAGAAGGCUGGGCGCUGCCCACCAAGCCCCGCUGUCUACACCUGAAGAAAGGGCCCCGGGGCUUCGGGUUCCUGCUCCGGGAGGAGAAAGGUCUUGGAGGUCGCCUCGGGCAGUUCCUGUGGGAUGUCGACCCAGGGUUGCCUGCCGAGAAGGCCGGGAUGCGAGCCGGGGACCGGCUGGGGGGCGGGCCCGUUGCAGGGGAGAGUGUGGAGGGGCUGGGCCAUGAAGAGACGGUGUCCAGGAUCCGAGCGCAGGGCACCUGUGUCUCCCUCGUUGUCGUAGACCCUGAGGCUGACCGCUUCUUUAACAUGGUUCGCCUGUCCCCACUCCUCUUCUUAGAGAGCACAGAGGCUGCCACCCCUCCCCAGGACACAUGUCCAACCUCUCCGGUGGAGACCGAGGAGCCACCAGGUGAAGAUACAGCUGCCCUCGGCUCUCGUCAGUGCUCCCUGUACCCCGGGCCCGGUGGUGGCUAUGGCUUCCGACUCAGCUGCGUGGCCAGUGGGCCUCACCCCUACAUCUCCCAGGUGACUCCGGGGGCCUCAGCUGCCCGGGCGGGACUGCAAGUGGGAGACGUGAUUCUGGAGGUGAAUGGGUGUCCCACAGGAGGAGAGGGUGCCGCAGAAAGGCUUCAGCAGCUGGCUGAGGCCGAGCCCCCCCUCCGCCUGAAGCUGGCAGCUCGGCCUCCGCAGGGCGUGGAUGCUUGGAUCCCUCCAGGGUCUGAACAGGUGAGGACAAAGAGCAGGCCGGCCAGGGAGGAGGACUGCAGUGUGGGCUGCGCAAGGUGGGACUUUAGGUCGAGGUGGGUGGAAACACAGGACCCACAGAACCAGUCCCAUCCCUAGAAAUCCAGAGCAGGCGAGCAGGGGAAGGAAAUGCAUCUGGUCCUGGAAUGACCUCUCUCCUUUCUC
Molecule: messenger RNA, 1991 nt
Organism: Tupaia belangeri chinensis (Chinese tree shrew)
Lineage: Eukaryota; Metazoa; Chordata; Mammalia; Scandentia; Tupaiidae
Gene: NHERF4
Product: NHERF family PDZ scaffold protein 4
Biological process (GO): protein localization to plasma membrane
Cellular component (GO): apical plasma membrane
Molecular function (GO): signaling receptor binding; protein-membrane adaptor activity
Source: RefSeq, a predicted model, not a curated record